This is a messenger RNA of Chondrus crispus (carragheen), 423 nucleotides long. RefSeq lists its product as hypothetical. The coding region runs from base 1 to 423 and encodes 140 amino acids. The record is from RefSeq and is a predicted model, not a curated record. The transcript has a single exon. NCBI's taxonomy places the organism in Eukaryota, Rhodophyta, Florideophyceae, Gigartinales, Gigartinaceae.
AUGUUCUCUUUCUUCUCGCAGAAUAUCUGCUUGUCCCGGCGGGUGAUGAACUCCUCGGCCUCCCCACACGGUAUCUCACAAAAGAGGGGACCUGAAUGCUUGUAUGCAAGACAGGCGAUAGCUAUAGUACGUGAUGGAAAAGUGAAUCAAGCCUUUCUAUCCCAGUUUAUUUGGAGAGCAGCGUCCGUUCAAUUGAAGAUUUCCUCCAUACUCCCCGAGAACCCGCAACGCGCUGCGUGCACAGGAUGUUCACUUCUAACUCAUCGUCGUCUUCCGAGGACGGAGAAGAAUCUCGCACGCCAUUCAACGCUGUAUCGGCUGCUGCCGCGGCGCAGCGGCAACGUCUACCCCGCCGAAGUCGCAUUUCCCGUGCUCGAGCGGCACCGGAAGAUGCGGAAGCCUUUGCGUACGACGAGGCUCUAG